GUCUUCCUUGACACGGGAAAAUGGCUGCCGUGCUGGGUGCAGAACCGCAAGUUGGAGGGUUUAAUUUCGAAAAUUUUGCCAGGAAUGCUUCUCUAGAGCAAGCAGGGAAACAACCACCAAAAGCUUACAAGACAGGAACGACUAUCGUCGGUCUAGUGUACAGGGAUGGCAUUGUGUUGGGUGCUGACACUAGGGCUACAGAGGGAUCCAUUGUGGCAGAUAAAAACUGCGCAAAGAUUCACUAUAUAGCUGACAAUAUUUAUUGCUGUGGUGCUGGUACUGCAGCAGACACAGAGAUGACCACACAGAUGAUUUCCUCCCAGUUGGAGCUCCACCGCCUAAAUACUGGCCGGGUACCACGAGUAUGUACCGCCAAUAGACUCCUAAAACAGAUGUUGUUCAGGUACCACGGUGGCAUCAGUGCAGCACUUGUACUGGGAGGUGUUGAUUCCACUGGCCCCCACCUAUACAGUGUAUGGCCUCAUGGAUCUACUGACAAACUACCAUAUGUCACCAUGGGUUCAGGGUCACUUGCAGCAAUGGCAACAUUUGAAGAUCGCUUCAAACCAGAUAUGGAGAAAGACCAAGCUAUACAGUUAGUGAGGGAUGCUAUCGCUGCUGGUAUAUUUAACGACCUUGGAUCUGGAAGUAAUGUGGAUGUUUGUGUAAUAACUAAGGGCAAGGUAGAAUACAUCCGGCCAUAUGAUGAAGCCAACAUUAAGGGGUUAAGAUAGGAACUGAUUCAGACUUUUCAUAUAGUUCAUCAUUUAAAAGGGAUUGGAAUAUAACUUACUCCAUGGAGAGACCAGGCCAGAGAAAAGAACCAACAUCUUAGUCUUUCUCAGUUUAUGAACUUCUCAUUCCAUUGUAUGAUGGAUGUCUAUUAGAGUGACCAUUCACCACUACUAGAACAAUGUCCUAACCCUUCCGUUAUGGAACAUUAUAAAAACUUUCAGAAAUAAUCAUUUUAGGAAAAGCGUUUUGUACUAGUAUGCUACCAACAGGUAGAUAUAUGUGGUGAACAAGGAAAACAAGAAAACAUAAUGUGAUAUGAAAUAUCCAUUGGUUAGUGCUGAUGGUUUUCAGAAGCGCUACAUGUAUGUCAGGAGGAGUUCUCCUUCAUGUUUAAUAAAUCAUUUCAUGGAAA
Messenger RNA from Pecten maximus, 1147 nucleotides. Its product is annotated as proteasome subunit beta type-7-like. NCBI's taxonomy places the organism in Eukaryota, Metazoa, Mollusca, Bivalvia, Pectinida, Pectinidae. The transcript has 9 exons. Bases 21 to 734 code for a protein of 237 amino acids. The record is from RefSeq and is a predicted model, not a curated record. Gene Ontology annotation, cellular component: proteasome core complex. Gene Ontology annotation, molecular function: threonine-type endopeptidase activity.